CUCACCAUGGCCUAUGCACUCCGUCCUACUUCCCUAGCUAGCUCUAGCUACAUAAAGCCCUCCCCCCAUCCCCCCUCUUCCUCCUCCGCCGCCGCCUCGUCCCUGUCUGUAGUUUGUGGUUGUAGUCGGUCCAGUCUGCAGUCUACCUACCUAGUCUGCUGCUCCGUGACUCCCGGACAGACACAUACAGCUCAGAUAGCUAUCUAUCUAGCUCGCUAGCUAGCCAGCUAGCCCAGACAGAUCAAGAUGCGUCCCUUCUCACCUCUCCGUCUCGCUGCCGCCGCCCUCGCCGUCUCCUCAUGGGCUUCCCUCGUCCAGGCCGCGCGUGGCCCUCGCAUGGUCCCGAAGCCUGUCUCUCGCCCUGAGGGUAGUGCCGAUGCUGCUACCACCGGCCAGACUUACUUUCAGCAGUUGCUGGAUCAUGCUGAUCCUAGCAAGGGGACGUUCGCGCAGAGGUAUUGGUGGAGUACGGAGUAUUGGGGUGGGCCGGGGUCGCCGGUGGUGCUCUUCACCCCCGGCGAAGUCUCCGCCGAUGGCUACGAGGGAUACCUCACCAAUGAGACCUUGACUGGUGUCUAUGCGCAGGAGAUCCAGGGUGCGGUGAUUUUGAUUGAGCACCGCUACUGGGGCGACUCCUCCCCCUACGAGAACCUCACCGCCGAAACCCUCCAGUAUCUCACCCUCGAGCAGGCCGUCCUGGACAUGACCUACUUCGCCGAGACGGCUCAGCUGAGCUUCGACAAUAGCAGUCGCAGUAACGCUAAGGAUGCUCCUUGGGUCCUGGUCGGCGGCUCCUACAGUGGUGCCCUAACCGCCUGGGUGGAGGAUCUCGCCCCGGGCACUUUCUGGGCGUAUCACGCUACUAGUGCCCCUGUGGAGUCGAUUUAUGAUUUUUGGCAAUACUUCUACCCCAUCCAGCAAGGAAUGGCCCAGAACUGCAGCAAGGAUGUCUCCCUUGUCGCGGAGUACGUCGACAAGGUCGGGAAGACGGGCACGGUGGCCGAGCAGCAGGCGCUGAAGGAGCUGUUUGGCGUGGGCAAGUUGAAGCAUUAUGAUGAUUUUGCUGCUAUCCUCCCCAUUGGACCCUAUCUCUGGCAGGACAAUGAUUUCGCGACGGGAUACUCGGAUUUCUUUGUUUUUUGUGAUGCGGUUGAGGGCGUCGAAGCCGGUGCCGCCGUAACGCCCGGCCCCGAAGGCGUCGGUCUCGAGAAGGCUCUGGCGGGCUACGCCAACUGGUUCAACGCGACUAUACUGCCUGACUACUGCGCCAGCUACGGCUACUGGUCCGACGAAUGGAGCGUCGCCUGCUUCGACACCUACAACCCCUCCAGCCCUAUCUUCACGGACACUUCGGUUGGCAACGCCAUCGAUCGUCAGUGGGAGUGGCUGCUCUGUAAUGAGCCUUUCUUUUGGUGGCAGGAUGGCGCCCCCGAAAACACCAGCACCAUCGUCCCCCGGCUCGUCAGCGCCGAGUACUGGCAGCGCCAAUGCGGCCUGUACUUCCCCGAAGUGAACGGCUACACGUUCGGCAGCGCGGUGGGCAAGUCCGCCGACACGUUCAACAAGUGGACUGGCGGGUGGGAUAUGACCCGUAACACGACCCGGUUGAUUUGGACGAAUGGACAAUACGACCCCUGGAGAGACGCCACCGUCUCGUCAACCUUCCGUCCCACCGGCCCCCUGGUCAGCACCCCCCGCGAACCCGUGCAGGUCAUCCCCGGCGCCUUCCACUGCUCCGACCUCUACAUGGCCGAUUACUAUGCCAAUGCGGGUGUGAGGCGCGUCGUGGAUAAUGAGGUCAGGCAGAUUAAGGAGUGGGUUGGGGAGUGGUAUGCUUGACUAGGAUGAGUUGAGUUGAGCUGCUUAUGAUUGC
Molecule: messenger RNA, 1873 nt
Organism: Aspergillus heteromorphus CBS 117.55
Lineage: Eukaryota; Fungi; Ascomycota; Eurotiomycetes; Eurotiales; Aspergillaceae
Product: putative serine peptidase
Exons: 10
Coding region: 247-1839 (530 amino acids)
Biological process (GO): proteolysis
Molecular function (GO): serine-type exopeptidase activity; dipeptidyl-peptidase activity
Source: RefSeq, a predicted model, not a curated record